AUGCUCGCAGAACCAAGAAAACGCCACAAUGGCCAACCGCAAGCCUGCGAGCCAUGUCGCAAGGCCAAGAUUCGCUGCGACCAUGAAAGUCCAAAGUGUUCGCGUUGUGUUCUGCGCAACUUGAACUGCAUUUAUCACCCUGCUCCUAUGACCAAACGCCGCCCAACGGCCUCCCACACACCCGUACACUUUGACUCCACGCUGCCAGCAGACUUACUUACUCAAAAUGUCUCCAACACCUUCCACAUUCCUAGUGAAUCUUCGGUCGGGGUAGCAAUCUCGCUCCCUCCUGCGGAUCCGAGCCCCGCUGCGAGUUCGGGGGUAACAGCCCGAUCGAGCGCGUCAAAACGGAACAUGUUAUUUCAAGAGCAGCUGGGCCAACACGAAACAACUCGCUUCUCUGCGGUCUUUGUUGAAAACCAAGAUAGCUUUGGCGCAGUUAUGGUUGAUGCCACAAACUCCGAAUACCACGAGUUAGGCCGAGAGCCUGAUGUAAUGGCCAGGUCUCGCGUGGAUUUGGCUGUGAGAACACUGCUCAACUUCCCCUCUAUUCGUACAUGUGAUAUGCUUUUGACAGGAAUUCACUAUAUCUAUGAUGUAUGGCUGUCACCAACCAUGAUCCAGCAAUGCUUGAAACAAGUAUGGACGGAAUAUGCCAGUGAGCUAAGUGAGCCCCGGACGCGGGAAUCAUUAUUGAGAGUGGCAAAUGAUCUAUUUCUCAACCAAAAAAGGCCUCACUCAACACCUGAAUGUGAUUACGCAAGCAAUUCUGACCAUGCUUCCUGGAUAAACUGGUUUGGUGGACCUCAUCUACGAUGGGAAAUGAUCGGGAUCCUCUUCAGCUGGGCUGGAAUUGCAUUCAGAUGCAAACAAGAGUGGGACCCAGUCUUUGAUCUACCCGAGCAGCAUGGACGGAAUCGCAACACUGCGGCAGAGAAGAUGAGAGAGUGUGCUGCUGCCUGUGUAAGGCUUUGCGAAGGGAACUUUGAAAUCAAUGAUACCAUGGUUAUUUGCAUGAAGAAUAGCACCAGACUACAAAGCAUCAUUAUUAGUGAUGAGAGUGACCGCGUACGAGUGGAUUAUGGGACUGUCCGCAGUGCUUUUAUAAGUGCCGGAUUGCAUCGCCUCACUCCUUCGAAGGAAAUCACGCCUUUUUCUCAACACCGAGCAUCACUUGCUUCAUCGAUGUAUUACCAUGACAAAUGUCACAGUUUGUUCAAUGCGCGACCACCUAUGCUCAGCAGCCAUUACUGUCAAUGUCCUCUCCCACUCGAUUUAUGCGAGGAAGAUGUAUAUGGGGGCCGAGAGCGACUCACUGUGGCCAUUGCAAAGCUUGACUCUAAUGGCUGGAACACCAAUGGUCACAUAUACACAACCACCUGGCUUCGAGCACUGACGAUGCUUAGUCCUAUACGGGAAGGAAUCUUGGAACUAACUCUUAGUGUCAAUUCGAACUUUACCAAACCACAGGUAGAAGACCUCCAAGCCCAGCUGGGGAAGAUAGUUGCUUCAUAUCCCUCGCACAUUCAAUACCAGGGGAACUCUGAAUGGCACCCUCAGUCAAGCUCACGAUUCCAUGAACGGAGCGCUCAGGAAUCCUAUAUUAUCACCCGCAUACAACUUGAUGUAUUGCAAUGCCAGUUCCUUCUCCAGCGUCUACUUGUAUCGCGGCAAUUCAGUGGUGGUCAAGACUUGUUCGAUAUCGCUCAAGAGACAAUGUCAGUUAUCCUGUCUCUCUGGCUUAACCGCGAUCAGCUACAUGAGUUUCACCAUGCCUUUGACUGGAUUGCGGUAUCAUACGGAAUGCCCUGUGCGGGAAUUUUAUGUGUCGAGCUUCUCCGGGCAAGUAAUCUAGUACCACCUGCCACGCAAAGCGAGCUUCCAUCGGCGAUCCGCGGUCACGAUUGUGUUAGAUUCUCGCGGUCGGAAGUCGUCCAAAACCUGGUUAUGUUCAGGGCCUUGCUUGACUGGAUACGGCCUACGGAUAACAAUGUACAACUUAGCAAGAAGUUCAAGACGGUUUUACAGAGAAUCAUUGAUGCUGUAUUUGAUUCUUUGGGGUCGCCGUGUGGCCAAACACAAGAGACGCCGAGCGAACAGCAGGCCCAGAGACACUAUGGCCCGCAAGACCAGCAGUCCCCAGGACAGAAUCUACCUGUUCUGACGGGCAGAGAGUGUGACAUUGAUCCUGAGAUGAACGCAUUCAAUGAUAUGGAUUGGCUGAACACCGUUGAUUGGACUCAGAAUGCCCGGAGUCGGUUCGGAGUGCUUUUUGGUCUGUCGGAUCUAACUCAUCAAUCUGGUGAAGUUCUCCGAGACCAAACAGCAACAGUCAACCCCACACCGGUGACUAUGUCUCCAAACAACACAUCCAGUAUACCCCGACAGCCUGUCGAAAAUGCAACUGUGCCGUUUUGGCACCGAGACAUUCAUGAACUGCACGAUCAUCGAACUACAGAGGAGCUUCCAGUAUCGAGUGACGUCGUCAUCAUAGGCGCCGGCUAUGCAGGAAUUAGCACAGCGUACCACUUGACCAAAGGAGAGGCCAGUGAUAAAAGACUCUCUAUCACAAUACUGGAAGCACGGGGUGUCUGUUCGGGCGCGACAGGGCGCAAUGGUGGCCACCUAAGACCUGACAUGUACACGCCCAUGACCAGGCUCAUCGACCGAGCAGGAGUUGAACGCGCCUUGGAAGUGACUGAAUUUGAAAUCGCACAUGUCCAUGCCAUAAAGACCUUGGUCGAAAAGGAGAAAAUCGACUGUGACUUCAGCCUCACAAGGUCUAUCGAUGUAUGGACCAACGGGGAAACAGCCCAGAAGGCUACGGAUAUGUACGACACCCUGGUAUCCCGUAAUCUUGAAUACAUGAAGGAUGUCUUCUUUGUGCUUGGCAAGAAUGCGGAGGGUAUUUCGGGUGUCAAAGGCGCCAAAGCAUGCGCUUCUUUCACAGCAGCAACUCUGUGGCCUUACAAAUUGAUUCUCCAUCUGACUGCCUCAAUUCUCGAGACUGGGCUCGUCAAUCUCCAGACUCAUACCCCGGUGACGUCCGUCAGUCGGCAACCUUCGGGCAGCUUUAUCGUUACGACUCCACGAGGCACGACAGUCGCCCGGAAAGUCGUGUAUGCGAAUAAUGCCUAUAUCUCAGGUCUUCUGCCACAGUACCGCGAAGCCAUCGUUCCCUGCAAAGGACUCUGCACUCAUAUUUCAGUUCCUGAGGGCACGACAGCGCCUCUGCUGAACAACUCCUACAUAGUCCGUGAAGAGGACAACGUUGUUUCAUACCUCAUCCCCCGUGCCGACGGUAGCAUUGUUGUCGGUGGAGCCAACUUGCGAUACCACCCUGUACUGAGUUCAUGGUAUGACAAUGUGGACGAUUCAAUUCUCAUCGAGGAAGUCAAAAACCAUUACGAAGGUUAUAUGCAACGGCAUUUCAAUGGCUGGGAAGACAGCGGGGCCCAAGUGGAUAAAGUUUGGACCGGAGUCAUGGGGUACAGCUGGGAUUCCCAGCCUCACAUCGGCGCCGUGCCUGGAGAGGAUGGCCAGUUUGUACUUGCGGGCUUCAAUGGUCAUGGAAUGCCUCAAGCGUUUUUGUCUGCGCUUGGGGUUGCUAAGAUGGUUCAGAAUGGGAUCGGGUUUGAAGAUACUGGUGUUCCGAGAUUGUUCGAAACAACAAAGGAGAGGUUAGAAACGGCAAGGAACGGUCCCUUUGGGGGUGAUAUACUCGGCGUCAAAAGAUGA
This is a messenger RNA of Penicillium hordei, 3738 nucleotides long. RefSeq names its product FAD dependent oxidoreductase superfamily. Gene Ontology annotation, cellular component: cytoplasm. The record is from RefSeq and is a predicted model, not a curated record. Gene Ontology annotation, molecular function: zinc ion binding; DNA-binding transcription factor activity, RNA polymerase II-specific; oxidoreductase activity. Gene Ontology annotation, biological process: regulation of DNA-templated transcription. Bases 1 to 3738 code for a protein of 1245 amino acids. The transcript is spliced from 6 exons. NCBI's taxonomy places the organism in Eukaryota, Fungi, Ascomycota, Eurotiomycetes, Eurotiales, Aspergillaceae.